Messenger RNA from Polyodon spathula (Mississippi paddlefish), 932 nucleotides. RefSeq names its product beta-2-microglobulin-like. Gene Ontology annotation, cellular component: MHC class II protein complex. The transcript is spliced from 4 exons. NCBI's taxonomy places the organism in Eukaryota, Metazoa, Chordata, Actinopteri, Acipenseriformes, Polyodontidae. The record is from RefSeq and is a predicted model, not a curated record. Bases 143 to 499 code for a protein of 118 amino acids. Gene Ontology annotation, molecular function: MHC class II protein complex binding. Gene Ontology annotation, biological process: immunoglobulin production involved in immunoglobulin-mediated immune response; peptide antigen assembly with MHC class II protein complex; positive regulation of T cell activation.
GAAGUGUCUUCACACCAUAUUGGCUUGAGGAGAGGAGAUUGUCGUAUUGAAAAAGAAAAACAAGAAAGGGAAAAAAAACACCGGUUUUAAAAGAAAAAAAAAACUUCAUUUGUUCUUUAAUAAAAGAGGCUCAGAGUGAAUCAUGAAGUUUGUUUUGGGAGUCGCUUUGAUCUGCGCCAUAUACUGCAGCGCCGAAGCCACCGAUGCCACGCCCAAGGUUCAGAUCUACAGUCGUAACGUUGGCGAGCUGGGCAAGCCCAACACCCUGAUCUGCCACGUGAGCGGCUUCCACCCCCCCAACAUCAAGCUGGAGCUGCAGAAGAACGGGCAGGACAUUGAAGAGGCGCAGCAGAGCGACCUGGCCUUCCACCAGGGCUGGCACUUCCACCUGACCAAGUUCGUGCCCUUCACCCCUCAGAGUGGAGAGCACUACUCCUGCAAAGUGGAGCACAGCACCCUCAAGGAGCCCAAGAGCUUCAGCUGGACUCCAGACAUGUAAGGACAAGAGUCUCGUCGGGAAUCCCUCAGCAGGAGCUGAGCGGAACCGUCCGGCAUAUAUUCUAACCAAUCAUCACACUCCCAAAACCAAUCGUCAAUCUCUCGCAUAAUAUUCGCCUUGGGAGUCUCAACCCAUAUCCCCGACAUGCCGUGUAAUCCUGUAGUGCGUUGAUCAACUCAUCCUGCUGUUUCUGUUUCUGGUUUUUUUUGCUGAUUUGCUGCUUUGAAAGUUAUAUCAUGCUGUAGUUUUUCUUGAAGAGUCCGUUUCCCCCAGGAGGGUCAGACAGAGGGCAGCAGCGCCCCCUGGCUUUCGUUCCAUCUUAAGCACUUGAUUCAGGAAUCAAGAUUCACAAACCUGUGAAUUAUUUUGUGGCCUGGGGAACAAACUGCCAAAUCUGCCCCAGUUACUGGUUAGAUAAUUGGGGGGGGGGGGG